Molecule: messenger RNA, 1039 nt
Organism: Myodes glareolus (Bank vole)
Lineage: Eukaryota; Metazoa; Chordata; Mammalia; Rodentia; Cricetidae
Gene: Dbp
Product: D-box binding PAR bZIP transcription factor
Biological process (GO): regulation of transcription by RNA polymerase II
Cellular component (GO): nucleus
Molecular function (GO): DNA-binding transcription factor activity, RNA polymerase II-specific; RNA polymerase II cis-regulatory region sequence-specific DNA binding
Source: RefSeq, a predicted model, not a curated record
GAGGGUGUUGCAUUCUGGUUCUCAGAGUCUUGAAGCAGAGAAUGUCGGGAUCCCGAUUCUGGAUUGUCCAGAGGGAGCUCCCCAUAUUCCUGCGACGGGCACCUAGGAUCUUAGAAUUGUGGGAAAGGGCUUGUCAGCCGGUUCUCUCACGAUCCCCGUAAGUGCGGGGUGGGGAGGUAGGAUCCUUUGAGACGUUGGAGAUGAUACCAAAAGGAACAAGAGGGGAGGCGACCCCCUAUCAAGACAAGGAGUCUCGAUGUGGGACGCCUGGGUACACCUGUCCCUGAUCCGACCUCCAGGCAAAACACUGCUGCACAUUCCCGCGCCACGCUUGACCUCUAGGGACACACCCAGUCCUGUGGACCCAGACACCGUGGAGGUGCUAAUGACCUUUGAACCUGAUCCAGCUGACCUUGCCCUGUCAAGCAUUCCUGGCCAUGAGACUUUUGACCCUCGGAGACACCGCUUUUCAGAGGAGGAACUGAAGCCUCAGCCAAUCAUGAAGAAGGCAAGGAAAGUUCAGGUGCCUGAGGAACAGAAGGAUGAGAAGUAUUGGAGCCGGAGGUCCAAGAACAAUGAGGCAGCCAAGAGGUCUCGAGAUGCGCGAAGACUCAAAGAGAACCAGAUAUCGGUGCGGGCGGCUUUCCUGGAGAAGGAGAACGCCCUACUGCGGCAGGAGGUGGUGGCUGUGCGGCAGGAGCUAUCCCAGUACCGCGCUGUGCUUUCACGCUACCAGGCCCAACAUGGGACACUGUGAGGCUCCUUCCAUCCUGCCUGGGCAGCGCCCUAUUCCUUACUCAGACUUGCACCUGACACUCUUCCUCCUUCCUUAUUCCAUGGCCCGUGGUCUGGCCAGCUAAGUGACCCCAGGGACGUCAUGAUACAGACAAAUACAUUUAUAUUUUUAAGAAAAAGCUAGCCUUCUCCCACCUCCCUCAUGGGGGUGAGGAGGGUCCUGUGUGUGCUCUUAGCACUUCGGGGGAACCUGUCUACCCAACCGCCUCCGUCAACACAAUCCUGAAUAAAUCUUGAGAACCCA